UUCUUCCCCCAUUCACCCUCCCCAGGCACAUCCCAGAGCACCCACGCUGAGUGGCAAGGCGGUCCGGCGACGUCAAGGUCUUGCGGGGGACACUUCGCCGCCUCCCCACGCGAGAGAGCUCGCCUCGCCAGCCCUCCCGACGGCGAUCCUUCCCAGCGGAGAGAGAGCCUCAACUUGAGAGCGGUCGGCAACCUCAAGUGAGACCAGCAGAGGUGGUGGGAAAGAGCAACAGGGCCAGCGGAAGAACUGUGAUGAAAAGUGGGACCUAGGGGACCAAGACGGGUCGUUCUCUCCUGGGAAACAUCAAGCGGACUGGCAAGCCACCUACCCCCCGGCGGCAGAGCUGGGCCCCCCUACCCAGCCCAUGGAGCCGCCGGGAUCUGGGUUGGGGGGCGCCGCCAUGCUCACUGUCAUGGAUCCUUCAGUCACUCUGUGGCAGUUUCUUCUGCAAUUGCUGGAACAGCAGAGCAAUGGACAUCUGAUUGCAUGGACAUCCAAUGAUGGGGAGUUCAAGCUGGUGGAUGCAGAAGAGGUUGCGCGACUCUGGGGUCUGCGGAAGAACAAAACCAACAUGAAUUAUGACAAGCUGAGCCGGGCCCUGCGUUACUACUAUGACAAAAAUAUCAUCCGUAAAGUCAGUGGUCAGAAAUUUGUCUACAAGUUUGUCUCUUACCCGGAACUUUCGAGCAUAGAAGGCACGAAGGAUGAGGCAGGUACCAAAAAAACUGAGCAGGUCCCAGGUGAGGCCAAAGGGGGUGAAGGAGCUUUUGGUACCUCCAAAGCUCCACGAGGAGGCGGAGGUGCCCCACGUAGCAGUCGAAAUGAAUACAUGCGUUCCGGACUGUACUCCACUUUCACCAUUCAGUCACUACAGAACCCUUCACCCAUUGGACGGCCCUCACGCCAGGAGACAGAGAUCUUACCUGUGGUGCCUCCUCUUGCUGCUGCUCCCGAGCCAAUGGCCCCCUUUUCCAUGACCCCAGUGGAAGACCUUCCACAACUCCAUAUAAGCAUUGAAGAACCGGAGGAGUCUCAAGAGUCCCUACAGGUCAUAGUGGAGCCUAUUCCAUUGGAGACUCAUGCCCUUGAUGAGAAGGUGCUAGUGAAAGUGGAGGAGAACCUGGAUCUUGACGAAGAAGCAGCUGCUCUGAUGGUUUUAAUGGAUGGUGGAGCGAAGGAAGAGACAGCUCCUCCUGAGAAGUCUUCUCCGGAGAAGGAAUCUGUGGAGGCCGACCUGCAACAAGACGGAGAUAGGCUACUGAAGAAGGAAGCCCAGUUAUCUCCCAGCCUGGUGUCUGUUUCUCUUGAGGGACAGCCGCAGAAGGGCAAGAAGCCUAAAGUCUUGGAGCUUCCUUCAUUGCCAACUCAAGAGAAAGUGAAUGCAGCUGUUAACAGCCUCCUGGCACCAGGCGGGACGGGAAGCACCUUGACACCAACCACAGUUAUUUCCUCCCAUGCACUGACUCCAGUACUGCUCACCCCAAGUUCCCUGCCACCCACCAUCCAUUUUUGGAGUACCCUGAGCCCCAUUGCACCACGUAGCCCAGCCAAGCUUUCCUUCCAGUUUCCCAGUAAUUCUAGCUCACAGGUUCACAUCCCGUCACUCAGUGUGGAUGGACUCUCCACUCCUGUAGUCCUUUCUCCUGGUCCCCAGAAGCCAUAAUCUUUCCUCUGCAUCACCAUAUCCUCUACUCCUGCCAAAGAACUGGCUUGAGUCUUUUUUCAAGCACUUGGGGUCUACUUCAGCUAGACAGCUAUGUUGUCCCUUCGUUAACUGGAAGAACCCUUUGAUGAUUCAAGCCGCGUCAGCUUGAAGAAUGAAAAUGGCAUAGCAAGCAGAUUCAUCCAUUAAUCUUUGAUCUGCCAGAAUUUUUCUUUGAAACCAAAUGGUGUUUUGCUGGUAUCAAGCACUUGAUGUGUCGCACUUGCUUCUUGUUGCAAAAUUCAGGCAGCCCUCAAAUAUGUCUGUGAGGGCAAUGAGAAUAUAAGCUUUAUUUGGUCUCCUCUCCAAGAGGUUGCCCUUAUUUGACACUGUUGUGGCAAUAUGGCUUUCUUUAUCUGUCCCCUGUGGUGGUAGUCACUUUUAAUAACAGUUCAUCUGAUGGUCCAAGGUCAAGAAGGCUGCCAAUGUUCAUCCACUUUGCAAGAUAAAUCAAGUAUCUCACUUCAUCUCUACCUUUUUUUUUCCUGGCUUACUUUUAGCUUAGUUAUUAUUAGAGAAGUAGAUCCUUCCAGCCAGGUUCAUGUUAGGAGUAUACAAAGAAACCAGUGCCAGUCCUAUUUGUUUUGUCUAGAUAUGGACAACAUGUUGAUAUGCAAGCCAUUUUUGUUUUGGCAGGAUAUACAGUCAUAAGGAAUUUUGGUCAGCUUUGAUCUUGGAUGGAUAGGUGUGGGAGUGCCAUAGCGAUUCACAUCGGUUGCAGGGGAACAAAGUAGAGAAGAGGAAGCACUGUUGAUCAUGUUUCUUCCAAGAAUACUGAUAAGUCAUUAUUGUAUUUGAUUUAGCUUCAUAGGGGAAAAAAAUAAUGGGAUGUGUUUGCUGUGCAACACAGUAGGAAUAAACUGUCAGCCAUCUUCUAUUUGACCAGCAAAAGCAACAACAUCAGUUGCAUUUAGUUUAAACUCUGUUGAUAAUGAUUUUUUUUGACUCGCUGAAGUAGGAAUGUUUCUGAUAUUUCUUUGGGAGAAAAAUUCUCCAUCUGACACCAAGAAUAUAGCUGGGGAGGUUUCGAUCAUUUCCCCCCAUUGGUCAAAAGUCACCGAUGCGUCAACAUGGAGACCAGAGAAUGAAGUCUGCUUACAGAAUUCAAGACCUAGUUUUUGGGGGGUAGCAGAAUGGUUUCCUUAAUUUAUUUCCUGGCGAUCAGAGGUCAUGACAGAAAUGGCCAAAGGGGAAGUCUUAACCCUCUUUAUUUUUGACUGCUUUUUAUGGUUUCGUUUCUGUCAUCAUAGAAGAAAUGUCAGGCAUCAGCUAUUAUGGUGGGAAAUGUUAAUUACAGAUUGAUCCUGAUCUCACAUACCUCUCCAGUUUUCUUCCAACUCUUGAGUCAUCCUGGAAACAGCAGUGACAAAUCCACCAUCUUAACAAUCUCUUCAAUUCCUGGAGCCAAAAAAGCUUUUUUUUUUUUUAAUGGAAAAAGUGGAAAUGGUAUAUUUCUAUAGUUCCACAUUUUAUUUCAAGUGCAUCAUAAAGAGACUCUGCAAAGGGCUGCGUCUCUUUGUCAGUGGGUUUAUUAGAACUCAUAUAUUCAGAUGUCAAAAAUUUCAUCACUAGUUUAUUGUGGGGUAUUUUUGGAAGUUAUCCAUAAGUAUUUGUUAAUGCCACAAAAGAUACGCUAUUUCAGAGGUAUCAGCCAAUUCCUAAUCAGAGUUCCUGGCACCUUAUAUUUUUUCACAGAGUAUCUAUAUCUAUAUAUCACAAUUUUAUCUAUUGUCAAGAGAGUUGUAUUAAGAGAAAAAGAGAUGGUUAAGAUCUAUAUUUAUCUUUUCAUCUGUCCAUUUUGAUAGCUAUUUUUUAAACCACAGGAUGGGAGUGAGAGAAGAUUCUUUUAAAGUGAAGUUGGAAAGCAUUUGGCUCUCUAAUUGUUUGUAUGUACCUGUGUACAGAUUUUGAAAUGAAAAGUGUGGAGAAAUGUGGUUUUGAAAUUAUUCCCAGUAGAGUUUGUAAUGGAACGUCAAUAAUGAUGGACCAGGUUCUCUUAAGAGCAAUUUCCAACUGCGAUGGUUGAAGAUCUCAAGUCUUAGUUCAAACUAUUGAGAAGAUACCCCAGUCUGAAGCCUUUUCCAGGGUGUAGACCUGGGUGUUCCCUAAAGUGUUCCUUGGAAUCCUUGGUAUCGUUCCAGGAAUACUAACAGUUACUGAGCAGUUCUUUAGAAUAUGGAUAAUGAAAGUGGGCU
Molecule: messenger RNA, 3897 nt
Organism: Notechis scutatus (mainland tiger snake)
Lineage: Eukaryota; Metazoa; Chordata; Lepidosauria; Squamata; Elapidae
Gene: ELK1
Product: ETS transcription factor ELK1
Biological process (GO): cell differentiation; regulation of transcription by RNA polymerase II
Cellular component (GO): nucleus
Molecular function (GO): DNA-binding transcription factor activity, RNA polymerase II-specific; sequence-specific DNA binding
Source: RefSeq, a predicted model, not a curated record